AUGGAUCUAUCAGCUGUAACUUCGUCUUCUCUCUCAUCUAAUUCAUCGCCCUCCGCUUCGUCAACCUCGUGGUUUUCCGGCAUUGUCCGCGGCCGAGCCGACGGGUCGGGAAGCGGGAAAAUGGCCAGCUCAGCCGCUGCCGCUGACAACGUCAGUCCUAUCAAUCGGAAGAAGCAGUUUCAAGGAGUGAUGUUCAAGUACGGUCCGAAGCCUAUUCAGGUCUGGACAAUUCUCCCUGUGAUGUCUUAG
Molecule: messenger RNA, 249 nt
Organism: Thlaspi arvense
Lineage: Eukaryota; Viridiplantae; Streptophyta; Magnoliopsida; Brassicales; Brassicaceae
Source: the annotation of a GenBank genome assembly